GGCAGGCGCAUGCAUUCUUAGCAUUAGCGAGUCCGCAUUCUUUUUCCAUUUCCACGCCUGCUUCUUUGGCUAAGCCGUCCUUCUCUUCGACCUGUUGUUUUUGAGUGUCCGAUUCUCAAACCUCUUCCUUUCAAAAUGUCUGCCCAAAACUCCGCAGGCAUUCAGACACUGCUUGAUGCAGAAAAAGAAGCACAGAAGAUUGUGCAGAAAGCCAGAGAAUAUCGAACAAAGAGAGUAAAAGACGCCAAGUCGGAAGCACAGAAAGAGAUUGAAGAAUAUCGAAAAAAGAAGGAAGAAGAGUUUAAGAAGUUCGAAUCAGAGCAAUCAAGCGGAAACAAGAAGGCCGAAGACGAUGCCAACAAGGAUGCGGAAGCCAAAGUCAAGGACAUUGAGCAGGCCGGCAAGAAAUCGGGAAACAAGGUGGUGGAAGACUUGAUCAAAGCUGUCACAAAUCCUCAACCAGAAGUACCGGAAAAGAUCUCGAGGGAGGAUUGAGACCAACUAUACGGUGCGAUGGUAAUAGAUUGAGUGUUUGCUGCUGCUCGUACGUCUACAGUACAGGACGUCGACUGGUGUUUGCAUCUUUAUGGGUGGUUUAAAGGGAUGGCAACGUGGCGCAAAUGUUGUGUGUUCAACAAGUCAUUAAAACAAAGAAUAGAAAAAGUAGGAAGCUAGGUCAUGAUAUGAAGAACCUAUUUCUAUUCCAGAA
Exophiala oligosperma is the source of this 709-nucleotide messenger RNA. RefSeq names its product V-type ATPase, G subunit. Gene Ontology annotation, cellular component: vacuolar proton-transporting V-type ATPase complex. Bases 136 to 495 code for a protein of 119 amino acids. Gene Ontology annotation, molecular function: proton-transporting ATPase activity, rotational mechanism. Lineage: Eukaryota; Fungi; Ascomycota; Eurotiomycetes; Chaetothyriales; Herpotrichiellaceae. The transcript is spliced from 6 exons. The record is from RefSeq and is a predicted model, not a curated record. Gene Ontology annotation, biological process: proton transmembrane transport.